UCACAUAGAUAUAGAACUAUCUGACAUCUAUUUUUGGAUUACUGCGUGAGUUGUCUCUUCGCGCUGUUUGGUAGAACCUUCUUUAAAGAAUGUGCGCGUGUCUGAAACAUUUGUACUUCUAAAUAAUGUCUUUGGUCUGAAAGGGUCUCAAAGGUACACACGGUCGCAGGUUGCUGGUAUUCAAUCGACCUUUUAUUUAUUUAUUCAAACUACUGAAUCUUACGUGUAGACUUCCAACAAAUGGCAGCUGAGUUCCCGAAGAGAAUUCCAUAUUGUUUCCAUCCUACAGUGAAAUUUGAUCCUUUACCUGGGGUGAAAGCUAAUCAAUCGCCGAGGCUUGAUGGAGGAACGAGACUUGGCUGCCAGGCCAGUUGAGCGUGCAGGAAGUGCUAAAAAAUGGAGACCUCAUCUCACACGCCACUAUUGACAGAAAUGAGAAGUAACGCGUCAGCUCCAGCCCUGGGCGUUGCAUUAGUCAAGGUUCAGCUUGAUGCCGGAAUGAGUGAGCAUCCAUUAACCCAACGGGCUGUCAACUCCGUCAGCGAGCUACCUCCAGCCUGCCCUCUAGGAAAGCGCAAAUCGACUGGCGCUUCGCUGGUCAAGAUUUCGUGCAACGCGGGCUCCAAGGAGUUGGUCGACAUCAGAGACUCUGCCAGGGAUGAAGUCAUCCCAUGCAUGUGCUGUGAAAUUAAUAACGAUGAUGGUCAAAACCUUCGCAGCCCUCUGUUUGCAGCAGCUCCAACUGAAUCGGGGCGUUUUCAAAAUGGCGCUGCAGCCUCUGCCGAUGCGGCCACCGGGCAAUCGACUGACCGUCCCCGUCUGGAGACCAGCCGAUCGCUGCCCUCGAUCCUUCUCGUCCCCGAGCGCACCCGACGAGAUUUCUGUCAAACCCCAGCGUCGCACGAAGCUAGGUGCUCACCACAGUCGAGCUCGCACCGACCCGUCGAUCCCCCCUCUUCCGUCCUAAGACAAUCGCAACGAGUCACUGGGAUUGUGAGUGAUUCCAUGCUGAGCCUGCCGACCGGAGACAUCUGUCGCAUCUGCCACACCGGUGGACGCCAUGAGUCCUUGAUAGGACCCUGUCUCUGCGCCGGGUCGAUGAGAUACACGCACCAGCGAUGCCUGACCACCUGGCUGGCCCAGAGCGGCCGGUCUCGAUGCGAACUCUGCGGUUACAAGUUCAAGACCAAGUUGGUGGGAUCCCGGAAUAUAUUCCAGUGGAAGGUUUUCCCUCUCACUGUGACGGAUAAGCUUCAUCUGAUCAUCUUCGCCUUGUCUGUCAUCCUCUUCACCGGGACCACGGCCUACAUCACCUGGACCGCGACCAAGUCUGACGUCAUGUCGUCCGUGGACCCGGCCUCCCUGGCGACGCAAAUCCUACUGCCGGUCUACUGCAGCCUGAGCUUCGUGUCGCUCGGCCUGCUUGUGUACGAGACGAAGAGCACAUGCCUGCGCCUGGUACGGCGCUGGAGGGCGCUCAACAUGGGCCUGCAGAUUGUGGAGCGCGAUCCUGGUGAGGAGAACACGCGUGCCGGUGACGGUGUCGAUGACGAUGCUGCUCACCAGUCGGGACCGUCCAUCAGCGGGCUAAUCUCGUGUGUCGAGGGAAGGGCUUGGGGACGGGUGAGAGCAGGCAGUGAGAACCAGACGGUCCACACGCGGGGUGACGGCAUGCCCAGCGGUUGGAGCGUGUGGUCCGAGGCCCCGACGGGCUGCUAAGAGACGGGCGGUCGGGGACUCUUCCUCCAAACCUCUGGUGCUGGUUUAGCAAAUCGAAGAAGAAACCGUGUCAAUCUUAAAGUAGUACCGUUAUGCAUUAGGGGAGUGUAUCAGCAGGGAAUUAAGUUUGAAAGCAAUUUGGAAAGAUAAUAAUUCCAAGAAACGUGAAAACAGUACCUUUAAAUGGUUAACUUGAGCAUUUACAUAUGUUUUUAUCACUUUAUGCAAAACCGCAGAAAGUUUACUAAGAUUGAAUCGCUCGGCAUUUGUCGAUUACACGGGACCAACCCUUAUUAAAAAAAAAUUCAGACAGUGCAAGAUCUUCGGCAGGGUUAAAGAUUAACAGUUGUUCACGACACAUUCUGCCUGGCCUAUAUUAUCUACAGUGUGACGGCCGGAGCGGAGGGUUAAUUUCCUGCCGUUGCUAAUUCUGCUUUAACGAUGACGGCCCGUCACCCUGCCCAAUCUGGAUGGGCUUUGUGUUCAAAGGGGAGUACUCGUGCAUAGGCAUCGCUGGGGGAGUGGGUGGCAAGAUGGGAGGGGAAAUGAAAAGUGAGAGGGAAAGAAAAAAGAAGGCAGGGGGUGCAAAUAACAAUUUGUUAGAGAAUACCUGGAUAUUGGCCCCCUCCACAAAUGAAUUUUGUUCUCUAGUUUGCUGCUGAGUGCUUUGCCCCUCCUCCCCCCCCAAAAAAAAAUCCUUGCGACGCCUACGAUGAUUUGUGCGAAUUGUCUUCGUUGGAUAAAGUCUGAUUAAAGAAUAAGAAAGACAAAGGG
This is a messenger RNA of Acanthaster planci (crown-of-thorns starfish), 2493 nucleotides long. RefSeq lists its product as uncharacterized. NCBI's taxonomy places the organism in Eukaryota, Metazoa, Echinodermata, Asteroidea, Valvatida, Acanthasteridae. The record is from RefSeq and is a predicted model, not a curated record.